AUGUCGAGACCGAUCACUCCUGUUUCACCAAUUCAAAGCACUCAUCCCGAUGCUUCGGUAUAUUCCGCGCGACCAACGAGUGCGAAACCAUCUUCUCGACCCGUAUCCUACGCCGGCGCCCAGCAUACGGAGACUGUAUCGCACCCAAACCACUCUCAAGCUGGAUUACUGCAGGAUCAAUCCGCCGUAGCGCAAGCCGCCGAGUUGCACGAUGAAGUCGUCCGCCAUACCCAGGAGUCACCGGAGCUCCCUCACACUAACUCGCACAUGUCAGGGUCGCAGACUUUGUUGCCAUCGAGAGGUGGGACACUGAAAAAGAAGGCUUCCCUUCACAAGAGCGCGAGUCUGAAAAGGACUGCUAGCAAAAGAAGCAGCUAUGCUGGCUCAGUGCGAAGCAUGCCAUUGGCAGAAAAGGAGCAAUACGGCGAGACCGAAGAGACCAACAGCGUCUUCUAUUGCCCAGUUCCGACCACGGGGAAUCCUACAGAGCUUCUCGCUGCGCGAUUUCAAGCAUGGCGUAAAGUCCUCAAGGAUCUGAUCAAUUACUUUCGGGAACUGCACAAGACAUACGAGAUACGGGCAAAAGCGCUCAUGUCGACCUCCAACGUCAUCAAUAACACCACUAUCCCUUCCAACUUCUUAACAUCCGGUGGUUUGGGCGACGCCGCGUAUCUUCUACGCGAUUUUCAUAAACAAGGCCUCAAUGAAGCCAACAAGGCUCGAGACCUCGAGAAUGAGGUCAUUAUUCAACUUACAGGUCUGCGGAGUGACCUACAACAGAAAAUCAAAGAGAUCAAAAGCUUGUCUGGUGACUUUAAGAAUUCAGUAGACAAGGAAAAGGAGGCCACCAAAAAAGCGAUCCAAUCCCUCCAGGAAUCUCUGGGCAUGGUCGAUCACGACGCAACAACGACCGGAGGAAGGGGCGACCCUUUCCUGGUCAAGAUGGCUGUCGACAAGCAGAUUGAGAAACAGAUUGACGAAGAGAACUAUUUGCAUCGGGCUUAUCUCAACCUCGAAGCGUCUGGCCGAGAGCUAGAGUCCAUUGUGGUCGGCGAGAUUCAGAAAGCAUACAAUGUUCUUGCUGGCAUUCUACGCCGCGAGGCUGACGACGCCUAUGGCACGGCCGAGAAACUCAAGGAAGGGCCACUGUCAAUGGCCAAGGAUCAUGAAUGGGACGAAUUUACCAAGAACAACAACCAAAUGGUGGAUCCAAGAAUCCCUAUCCGACAAGUUUCUCACAUUAUCUAUCCCGGAAAAGAUCAUCCCGCAGCAAUUGAAGUGAGGAGUGGGAUGCUUGAGCGGAAGAGUAAAUAUUUGAAGAACUACACUCCUGGAUGGUACGUUCUGUCUCCAACCCAUCUUCACGAAUUCAAAUCGGCAGACCGAAUUGCGUUCCAGUCGCCUGUCAUGUCAUUGUAUUUGCCCGAGCAGAAACUGGGCGCUCAUUCCGAGCUCGACUCAUCGUCGCACAAAUUCAUGCUCAAGGGCCGACAAACCGGGUCAAUGCACCGUGGGCAUGCCUGGGUUUUUCGAGCUGAAUCUCACGAAACCAUGUUAGCAUGGUUCAAUGAUAUCAAGGAGCUUACCGAAAAGCGAGGCGAGGAACGUAAUGAAUUUGUCCGCAGACAGCACGCUCGAUCACUUUCUGGCAAUAGCGUCAAACCCUCGAGCAUUAUCAGUUCAGAGGGCGAAAUGGAGGACGAUGAAGCUGAUCGCAUUGCCUUUUCCGGCGAACAAUCCGUGCGAGGAACAUCCGCUGUGCGAGGAACAUCUGCUGAUGGAGCCGCCGCCGCCGCGGCCGCGGCUGGCGCCGGUGGUCUCGGCGCGGCAGCGAUGCACGACGACGAGGACAACAGGUCUGAAGCCGGGUGGCGUCCUCCACAACGACCAGCACCAGGUGGGCGAUUUCCAUCUGAUCUCAACGUACAGCGCGGCUUACAAGCUCCGCUGUCCCCUUCUAGUGGAGAAAGUUCUGACCCAGACCGUGAUGUCAUAGCAGCAGCAGGUGCUCUGCCAGGCAGCGGAGUUCCUUUCGCCAAUACCACGGAAAAGCACACGGACCUGCAACCGGACGCGCAUCCACCUGAUGGACCAACACCGCAAAUGAACACGACAAGCCAGUACGCCCCAGGACACCACCCAAAUAUAUUCCCAGCUCGCCAAGCUCCCCCUUCCCAUGAUGGGGCGAGUCAGUAUGGUGAAUGGAUGGCACCGAUAGCUGCAGGGGCGGGAGGCGCGGCAUUAGCAGCUGGCGCUAUGCGUCACCACGACGAACACCAGCGGGAAAACCAGACUGAGACAGCUGCCCAACGACUAGAUGGUGAGUCGGCAAUACCGCAUUAUGGCGAAUCGUCUGCUCCCAUACCCAUAGCAACCGCGGCACCUAUCGAGGCACCAGCCGGCCCGCGGGCGAUGAGCGAGUCGACCACAGCGCCCGGCUCGGCUGUUGCGAAUACUGUGUCUUCAGGAACGGAGACAGGGACUCUGUCAACCGUACCAACUAGUACAGGUCAUGCGGCGCCGACUGACACCAUGUUCGAUACCAAUGGUGUCUUUGUUGUGCCCAGGACGUCGAAAACUGCCCCAACGGACUACGUCGUCAAGCCGGCGCAAACUACCAAGAGUCCGAAGAUCACCAGGGACUUCCAUGUGCCUGGAGAGUUUCCAGCGACGCCGGCUCUGAAUGAUGAUGCUAAAAUGUACAACGACGUGGUCCAGCAUUAA
Molecule: messenger RNA, 2724 nt
Organism: Cladophialophora bantiana CBS 173.52
Lineage: Eukaryota; Fungi; Ascomycota; Eurotiomycetes; Chaetothyriales; Herpotrichiellaceae
Exons: 4
Coding region: 1-2724 (907 amino acids)
Source: RefSeq, a predicted model, not a curated record